CAUGACAAGUAUUGUGCCAAAAUAGGCAUUUUAUUUUGAUUCUCUACAGGUACAUUUUAUUUUAGUUAUGUGAACUCAUAACAACUGAGAACCAUUCAUUUUAUAUGUGAUUUUCUUUAUUAUUUUAUUUCACUACUAAUGAAAGAGACACAAUUGAUGAGAUUGAAAACUAGGCAAUAGCACAUUUCGAUAUUCCGCCGAGCCCAGAUAACAUUAAAACCUGUCAAUGAUAUUGGACUACAACAGGAGGAUCAGUAUCAAAUUAUCUUACAGAAGAUCUACAGUAUUAGACUCCAUCAGUAUAGGCAGUAAGCCUCUACAAAUUUGGGAUAAAAAGGUUCGAAAUGGGCACAUAAAGAGGAUAACAGACAACGAUAUUCAGAGUCUGGUGCUGGAAAUAGUUGGGACUAAUGUCAGCACUACAUACAUUACGUGCCCCGCCGACCCCAAGAAGACGCUCGGCAUUAAGCUGCCUUUCCUAGUUAUGAUUAUAAAGAAUCUGAAGAAAUACUUCACUUUUGAAGUCCAGGUAUUAGAUGACAAAAAUGUUCGAAGGAGAUUUAGGGCCAGCAAUUACCAGUCUACAACAAGAGUCAAGCCUUUUAUCUGUACUAUGCCUAUGAGGCUUGAUGAGGGUUGGAAUCAAAUUCAAUUUAACUUAGCAGAUUUUACUCGAAGGGCCUACGGCACAAAUUAUGUUGAAACUUUGAGAGUUCAAAUACAUGCUAACUGUCGGAUAAGGAGAGUCUAUUUCUCUGAUCGUUUAUAUUCUGAAGAUGAAUUGCCAGCAGAGUUCAAACUUUUCCUUCCUAUACAGAAUAAGGCUAAAACAGCAGUAGCUACAUAGAAAUCUUUUGUUUUAAUAGCACAAUGUGUUUUUAAUUUAGUAAAAAAUAUAAUAAUAAGCCUAUUUUUAUUUUCAUAUUUUAUUGUACAUCAUUCUUAAAAUCCUUACAUGCUUUGUACAUUUUAUUUAUUUUGUACAAUUUUCAAAUUUAAUAAAAGCAUAUAAAUAA
This is a messenger RNA of Plodia interpunctella (Indianmeal moth), 1016 nucleotides long. RefSeq names its product Basal body up regulated gene 22 (gene Bug22). The transcript has 3 exons. Lineage: Eukaryota; Metazoa; Arthropoda; Insecta; Lepidoptera; Pyralidae. Gene Ontology annotation, cellular component: ciliary basal body; motile cilium. The record is from RefSeq and is a predicted model, not a curated record. Gene Ontology annotation, biological process: positive regulation of cell motility; cilium assembly; regulation of cilium beat frequency involved in ciliary motility. The coding region runs from base 227 to 847 and encodes 206 amino acids.